GCCGGGCCGGCCGGGCCGGGCAGGCGGAGAUGAAAUUCCCGGGCUCGGUGCUGGUCUCGCUGUUCCUGUUCGUGGCCGAGACGGCGGCGGCGCUGGCGCUGGGCAGCACGUACCGCGCGGCCGGGGACCGCAUGUGGCUGGCGCUCACGCUGCUCUUCGCCCUGCUGCCCUGCGCGCUCGUGCAGUUCAGCCUGGUCUUCGUGCAUCGCGACCUCAGCCGCGACCGCCCGCUUGUGCUGCUGCUGCACCUCCUGCAGCUCGGGCCCCUUGUCAGGUGUGUGGAAGUCUUUUACAUUUACUUUCAUGCGGGCAGAGUUGAAGAGCCUUAUGUCAGCAUCACCAAGAAGAGGCAGAUGCCUAAAGAUGGUCAUUCAGAAGAAGUUGAGAAGGAAGUGGGCCAGGCAGAGGGCAAACUUUUUACACACAGAUCUGCAUUCAGCAGGGCAUCUGUGAUCCAGGCUUUCCUUGGCUCCGCACCUCAGCUGACACUUCAGCUGUAUAUAAGUGUACUGCAGCAGGAGAUCACAGCAGCUAGAAGUAUCUUCAUGACCCUUUCCCUGCUAUCAAUUGUAUAUGGAGCUUUACGGUGCAACAUCUUGGCCAUUAAGAUUAAGUAUGACGACUAUGACAUCAAUGUGAAACCUGCAGCCUACCUCUGCAUAUUUCUGUGGAGAAGUUUUGAGAUUGCUACUCGGGUUGUAGUUCUGGUCCUUUUCAGUUCAGUCCUUCAGAUCUGGACCCUCCCUGUGGUGCUCGUGAACUUUUUUGGCUUUUUCUUUUACCCCUGGAUUCUUUUUUGGAAAAGCAAAUCCCCUUUUCCUGAAAAUAUAGAGAAAGCUUUGACCAGGGUCGGCACCACCAUUGUAUUGUGCCUUCUUACCUUCUUGUAUGCUGGCAUUAAUAUGUUCUGCUGGUCAGCAGUACAGCUGAAGCUAAAUGAUCCUGACUUAAUUAACAAAUCACAGAAUUGGUACAGACUGGCGGUAUACUAUGUGCUAAGAUUCAUUGAGAAUUCUUUCCUCCUGUUAAUGUGGUAUCUCUAUAAAACAGACAUCUACCUAUAUAUCUGUGCCCCCUUAUUAGUCUUGCAGUUGUUAAUUGGCUAUUGCAUGGCCAUCCUGUUCAUGCUUGUAUUCUACCAGUUUUGUCACCCAUGCAAAAAACUGUUUUCAUCUAGUAUUUCAGAAGGUUUGCUCCGCUGUUUCAAGUUACUCUGCUUUCCUUGCAAGCCAUCUAAGUGCAGCACACCAACAGAGAAGGCAGAGUUGAAAUCGCCAGAUAGUACUGAUGAUGCACAGAACUGUUACAAGACAAACGAGUCUCAGAAUGGGAAUCCUCAUCAAAGUGUUUCUUCCAAUGCCUAGUGUGGCUAGUUGUAAGCAGGCAUUGCUAGAAACUAUUGCACUGUUACACAAAGCGCAGUGUGUGUUGGAUGUCGAGCUUUGUUGGUCUCUUUGGUAGGUACAGUACUACAGAGUUACUUUGAUAUGCGUACCCAUAUCACAAACUUGACGUCCAAAUGUACGUGUACAACAAACUACUAUUUGUAGACUUGUACUGCAGAGUGGUCUCACACAGAGAUUAUCAUUGGCUUAUUUUGAAAUCAUUAUAGAAGACAUGUUUAAAUCCUAGUAAAAUGAACUUCAUGCUAGUCUAUUUUAUUUAGGAAAUAUGAGGAGAAUGGAAAGACAUGGGAAAUACUGGUUUUUCAUAGAGCAUUACUUCAGCAGACCAUGCUAGUACGGAAUCUAAGUGUAGUCUUUGACUGCAUUCUGACUAGAUAAUAAGAUGUGAUCCAUUGUGCACAUGUACUGUGAACUUUUAUUGUAAAAAUGUAUUGUGAACUUUAUUUUUGAAGUAAUGACAACUGUUAUUUUCUUACAUCCUGACCAUCUUUCUCUUUGUGACGCUGAAGUCAGACUGCUACCACGUAUUCUAAAUGAUGCUCCUUAAGAAGUAAGGUUACUUACAGUUAAUGCAGAAUACAGAAACAUGAUUAUUACUGAGAACAGGUAGAGAAGAUUAGGCAUUUGUAUUGUUGUAGUCUCUGAAUUUUCUGGAUUUUUUGGGUGCAAGGUUGAAGUUUAAAAUAUCAGCUAUAACAUAUGAAGUCUUGUAUGGCCUCAGUACAAUGUAUAUUGCCAAACUUCAGGCAACCUACAAUAAGUCUAGGACCAUCUUUUUCUACUAUAUCAGGCAGAACUGGAUUUCUAGAUCCAUGAGUUAUAUGGAGGCAGAAAAGACUUGGUCUCUCUCAUUUGACUCAUGUUAUAUCUGGGUUACUAAACACUGGCAUUUUGGAAUAACCUACCCUAUUGAUCUCAAAGGUUCCACAGAUUUGGAACCGUUCCCAAAAAGUGUUAAGAAACACCAUAUUUUUUCACAUACAACACACUAUUUAAAAAAAACCCACAUUUUGGCAGAUGGAUUUCCAAGAAAUAGAACUUACUAGGAUUAUUGGAAAAAGAGGGGUAAUUAAAAAAGUGAUAUAUUUACUGCAAUCAUGAAGUACGUGUUAACAGUUUAUUCAUAUUUGAUGUUUGUUCAGUGCCUUGUGUUUGUCUUUUGCCUAACACAUUGUGGGUGCUACUGGGAACAAGUAAUAAUAGAAAACCAUUAGCUAGACCCCCUUUUAGUACUGAAUGAUAGUGUUCUAUUCUCCUUUCAUGAGAACAUGAAGCUCUCUGAAAGAAAGGAUAAGUGUAUCAGGAAUGUCACAAGAUGGAAAGAGAGAAAAGUGUAGAAUGUUGCACAUGCAAUGCUGCCAGAGUGUAAGGUCCUUUUAUUACUGCACACUCUAAAUGAAUAUCUUUAUAUUGCAAGCUAACUCCAGCUUGUUGUUGUUUUGGUCAGUGUGUGUGUGAUAUCUAUAUUACCCCCACACACAUAUAUACACACACACAAACACACAUAUACACACAUAAUUAUGCAGUACCUCAUUGUAUUAUAAGGUUGGGUAGUACAAAGCGGUUUUUUGGCAUGACUUCGGCAUGGGAACAUCACUUGCAUGUGGGAAGUGACACAUCUCUGUUUAUUAGUCCACAUCUGCAGGGAGAUUUAUAAUGCUGGGACAAAUCCCUGUGCAUACUUCAGUAUUUCUAUGUAAGAAAAUGCAUCAUACAUAGAAGAUUCUUAAAAAUUGAAGGUAUAAAUUGGAAUUAAUUAAAACAGUUUGGAUUCAUCAGGUAGAGGCAAUAUCAAAACCAGUGUCAGCAUAGGUCCCCAUGACUUCUAAAACCUUUCUUAUCCUAUAAAUCACAUGUCUUAUAGAAGAUAGAUGAUGAUGCAGUUGUGAUUUUACCAUUUGGGGACAGUGGUAUUUCCACAAAUCCCAAAUCCAAGGGCCCAGUGCACAUGUGCAGUCAGUAAUGUUUAAUUUCACCUACAAACAGUUAAGUCAGUGUUAUAUGCUUUUUUGUGGAAACUGUUCCAUAUUAUAUACUGUUUUUAUACUGAUCUAUUGAAGUUCAUGUGUUGGCCACUAAGUACAUCAAAUAAUUAUUGUUGUGACCAUUAUGCAUACAUUGAGCUGCAGUUUUGAUAGGUUUUGCCUUAGCUAUGCAAAAGUAGCCAGUUAUAUUUGGAAUAAUGACUCAAACACUUCAUCCUCAUAAAUGCCAUUGUCUAAGGUUGCCUCAAAACAACACACCUAUAUCAGACCACAUGACUGCUGCCUAUGUUUCAUCUAGCUAUGCUGCUGUUGCCAAUGGGAUGAGGAGCUUGCGAAUAAAUUACAGAAGCAAGGUCCUUUGGAGUGUUGCAAUUCACACUUGCUGAGACUGCCCAGAAUUCUUACAGGUAAUGAGUUAAUCUGGCAUGCCUAAAAUUUUGCAUGCCUGCCAUGAAACAUUUUGGAAGAGUCUGAAAUUCAUAAAGUGCUGAGCAUCCACUCUGUGAAAAUCAGACUUCUCAAAAUCAGCUCCAGAAAAAUCAAGCCAACCAAAAUCAUCAGUGAGUCUUGAAAAAUCUUUUCCCUAGAGUACUGCUCCUUAUAUUCUCCAAGUAGAACAUUCAGGCCCAAAGUAAGAUGUAUGACUUUAGAACUGGGAACAAGUGGUCUGGCUCACUGAAAAGCAGGGCUGUAUUUUGACACACUUGUGUCAGCUCCUUUCAUGCAGUGCCUGAUUUAAACAUUGGCUGCAGACCCUCAUUUUAAUGCGCAUUUAAAUCCAUAUAGCAUAAUUUAGCUGAAAAAGUGACACACAAUACAUGUUACUUUUUUGUAUUAGUGUUUGAAAAUUCUAUUUUCAGAUAUUUGUUCCACAUUUGGCUAACCUCUCCUGUCAGCACACAACUUGAGUCAUCCACUGAUGUUAUUUUCAGCAGAACGAUGAAGGAUAUAGUUGACAAUCAGACAGCAAAGUCAAAGGUAAUCAAGGUGUGGAUGAAUUCAAUUGGACGGCAGCAGCCUUGUGAACUGCAGGGUAAGCAGGAAAUGAGGAGUUCAGCCUCUCAUCAACAGACACUUGUAUUAUAUUCGUGUCAUAGUUAUGUAUGCGUUCUGUUCUUGUAAACAGGCUGUCAGUAUUUUGUUCCAAGUGGUGCCAAACACAGUAAUAAACAAAUACAUAGACAUAUGCUUGUAUUUGCUGCUGUUCUGAAGUCUCUGCCCUUAAUAAAUUCGGUUUUGUUUU
This is a messenger RNA of Alligator mississippiensis (American alligator), 4634 nucleotides long. It is a transcript of the gene XK, whose product is annotated as X-linked Kx blood group antigen, Kell and VPS13A binding protein. The transcript is spliced from 4 exons. The record is from RefSeq and is a predicted model, not a curated record. Gene Ontology annotation, cellular component: membrane. NCBI's taxonomy places the organism in Eukaryota, Metazoa, Chordata, Crocodylia, Alligatoridae. The coding region runs from base 30 to 1364 and encodes 444 amino acids.